Molecule: messenger RNA, 1722 nt
Organism: Baudoinia panamericana UAMH 10762
Lineage: Eukaryota; Fungi; Ascomycota; Dothideomycetes; Mycosphaerellales; Teratosphaeriaceae
Exons: 2
Coding region: 1-1722 (573 amino acids)
Biological process (GO): heme biosynthetic process
Cellular component (GO): mitochondrial inner membrane
Molecular function (GO): protoporphyrinogen oxidase activity, oxygen as acceptor
Source: RefSeq, a predicted model, not a curated record
AUGCUUCGUGGUGGACAUGGGCUGAUCAAAUCGACGAUAUCAGGCCACUUGAGAACAUUCACUCAACUUCGGUUCACCGAUAUCAGAGCAUAUAGCUCUGACGACAAACCAACACAUAAUGUAGCCAUUCUCGGCGGAGGCAUUACCGGCCUUGCAUGUGCAUACUACCUUUCUAAAGAGUUACCAAAGGCCAGCAUCACUAUAUUCGAGGCCUCAGACCGUAUUGGAGGAUGGUUGUCUUCUAAGCGUGUUCCCGUGAAAGAUGGCACUGUCCUCUUCGAGGCCGGACCGAGGACUCUUCGGCCCAGUGCCAACGGGGUGCUGUCUUCGAGGCUGCUGCAAGAGCUCGACCUGGCCAAGGAUGCGAUAUUCGCACAGAACACGUCUCCGGGCGCACGCAACCGCUACGUCUACUAUCCUGACCACCUCGUUCGGAUGCCACAUCCCUCUUUCGGCAUAGCGGACAACCUCUGGAGCCUGAUGACUGAGCCAGUGUUUGCAGGCACAACGUGGGGUAUCGCCGGCGAGUUUUGGCGGGACGCUCGUGACGAGAAGGUCGAAGACGAGAGCGUUGGUGACUUCUUCUCACGGAGGUUCAGCAAGAACACAGUCGACCGGAUCCUGAGCGCAGUUAUACAUGGCAUAUACGCUGGUGAUGUCUAUCAGCUUUCUGCAAAGAGCCUAUUCCCAGGCCUUUGGCGGGAUGAGGCGGAGUCCGGCGGCAUCUUCAGUGGAUUGAUCCGAACCAGGGCAGAUGGCUUGGAAGUCACGAAGCGAGAAGCGGGUUACUUGCAAGAGAUGAAGAACUACGACUGGGACCCGCUGUUGAAAGCAACACUUAAAGGCACAUCUGUCUUCACGUUCAAGGACGGGCUUGGUAUGCUUGUGGACCGGCUCGCGCGACAUUUGCUGGAGAAAGGCAAUAUAGAGUUCAAGACCUCCACCCCGGUGUCGUAUGUACGGUCAACAGAAGGUCAGACAGGAAUAUCUAUUCAGCCUCAGGAAUCAGAACAGCCGCUUACCUUUACACAUGCGAUAUCCGCCCUCUCACCUUACCAUCUGAACCGUGUUGCAGCGCAGGCAUUCGAUCCAGGGAGGUCAGACCCGCCACCUCUAAUUCCCGCCAUUCCAUCGGUCACCGUCAUGACAGUGAACCUCUACUACCGCACCCCAGGUCUCAACCCGCCGGGGUUUGGCUAUGUUAUACCUCAAGCUACGCCAUUUGAGAACAAUCCAGAACGUGCGCUGGGCGUUGUGUUUGACACCGGCUAUGCGCCGUCGCCAACUGACCUGGAUCUCAAACGUGGCACUAAACUGACCGUUAUGCUUGGCGGUCAUUGGUGGAACGGUUGGCCAUCAUUCCCAGACGAGAAAGAGGGUCUGGCACUGGCACAGUCAGUUGUACAGCGACACCUGGGGAUCACUGAACAGCCGGAAGCAUGGCAGGUCAACAUGCAGAAGGACUGCAUCUCUCAGUAUACGGUUGGACAUGAAAAGAAGCUAAAGACAGCACACAGUAACUUGUUGCGUGAGUACAAGGGACGAUUACGGGUAGCAGGUAGCUGGAUGUCAGGUGUAGGGGUCAACGACUGCUUGAGAUCGGCGUGGGAUGCUGCACGUAGUCUUAAGGAAGGACGAGAGGGAACUGGCCUAGAGCAUAUCGGAACGAAGGACUAUGUUCGGAUAAAGCCUAUAAGACCGGGACAGGCACAGGAAAAGUAG